Frankliniella occidentalis (western flower thrips) is the source of this 1629-nucleotide messenger RNA. It is a transcript of the gene loj, whose product is annotated as transmembrane emp24 domain-containing protein 5. Lineage: Eukaryota; Metazoa; Arthropoda; Insecta; Thysanoptera; Thripidae. Gene Ontology annotation, cellular component: Golgi apparatus; COPII-coated ER to Golgi transport vesicle; endoplasmic reticulum. Bases 82 to 774 code for a protein of 230 amino acids. The transcript has 4 exons. The record is from RefSeq and is a predicted model, not a curated record. Gene Ontology annotation, biological process: endoplasmic reticulum to Golgi vesicle-mediated transport; Golgi organization; intracellular protein transport.
UUUCCGCGUCGGAAUUCUGUCUGCCUGACUGCGCACUAGCGGCAGAGGCUUUCUGCUGCUUAAACACAAACAUUGACGAACAUGGCGCCGACACUUGCCACGUCUGUCUUGUCAUUUCUCGUGUUUUUAAAUAUUUGUACAUAUUCACUUCCUCAAGAGGCGGCAGUACCAUGGUACGAAUCUUUGCCUGCCGUGGCUAUGGAUUAUAAAGUCCACAUUGAUCCCGGGAAGGAGGACUGCUACUUCCAAUAUGUGAACCCCGGUGCCACCUUUUAUGUCAGCUUUCAGGUAUUAAGAGGAGGUGAUGGAAAUGCUGGUUUCGCUGUUCGUCAUCCCAAUGGACAGAUAGUUCACCCUUAUCAAUGGCGUCCUAAUUCUGAUUACCAAGAUCAGCAAUCAACUGGAGGCUAUUACAGUGUUUGCAUAGAUAAUCAGUUCUCUAGAUUUGCUGCCAAGCUAGUGAAUCUUUAUAUCACUGUCAUUAGGUACGACCAAUGGGACAAGUACACUAAGGAGCUGGAAGACCUCAAUCUUAGUGUAGAAAACUUUACGGAAUCAAUUAUUUCAGUUGAGAGGAAUAUUAAUGAGAUGCUGCAAUACCAACAUCACAGCAGAGGAAGAGAGGCUCGAGACUUUAACCUUCUAGAAGACAAUCAUUCUUAUGUUAUGAAUUGGUCCUUAGUACAGAUAAUAAUCAUAAUUGCAACAUCAACACUUCAGGUCUUUUUUGUAAGAAAAUUAUUUGAAAUCAAAAAUGCUCGACCAAGAGCUUAAAUUCAUUUACUUUUUGAAAAAGGAAAUAGGUAUUUUUGGCUUAACUGUCUGAAUUUAAUUUAUGUUCUGAGUCUUCACACUAUCGAUUAUGAACAUUCUACUCAAAAGUAGCACUUAUGAUCAAAUCAAACUAGGAAAAAAACACAAAAUCAAUACUUUUGUAUUUAUUAUUUCCUUACAAUGAGCUCUCUUCUAUUAUGUAGAUUUUACAAUGGCGGGUGGAAAAAUUGAACCUAUUUGUUAAUUUUAAGGUAUUUUAUAAUAUUGACAUUUGUUCUGGGCUAUCAUUGCAUUGUGAUACUGUGCAAAUUGUGAUGUGUGUACUUAAUUUCAGACCAGAUUCCUCCAAUGUUCACUUGAUUGAGGAUCUCAGAAACAGUUAUCUAGUUAACAUUUAUUACACAGAUAAUGUGUAAUAGAUUCUGAAAGACUUAAAAAAUUUAUAUGCCAUACCAGAUCAUUCCAUAGAAAAGUUUCUCAGUAUUAAUGUUAUUCCGUGAUAGUAACUCCUUGAACACACACUGAUGACUGACGUAUGUUGAAGAAACCUGUUACUUUUGUAUUGAGUAUUUAUGUUGAACUGAUUUUGUAAUUUUAUUUUUAAAAUUUCUAGGACUUUGACUCAAAAAUCAAAUUAUUGCUUGUUUAUUUUUAUGUACUUUGUCGUUAACUUGUAUUGUCUUUGUAUUGUGUUGUUGAUAUUGCUUCUUGUUAAUUUUUUUUAUUAAAAGCGUCACUCUUUUCAUUUUGUCUUGUCAGUGUUUUAAGUAAUAUGUUAUGAAAUGGGUCUUGUAAAAGGAAACAAAAGAGAGUUGACGUGAAAAAUAAAACUUGGAAUGCAGCAAAAUCCAUAAA